Messenger RNA from Acanthosepion pharaonis, 1281 nucleotides. The record is from the annotation of a GenBank genome assembly. Lineage: Eukaryota; Metazoa; Mollusca; Cephalopoda; Sepiida; Sepiidae.
AUGUCUUUUUUUAUUAAACAGACUUAUUGCGAAGACAGAAUCACACCUGAUUCGGCAGCUACAGCCACGGCUUAUUUAAGUGGAGUCAAAAUUAACAAAGGAGUUAUCGGCCUUGACGCUCGGGUAUCAUACGGAGUUUGCAAUGAUAAAAUUACUCAGGGCAAAAUAUCGUCAAUUCUGGUAUGGUCACAGAAAAAGGGCAAAUCGGUGGGUGUGGUCACCACUACAAGGGUGACUCACGCGACACCCGCUGGAACAUACGCUCACUCACCAAAAAGAGAAUGGGAAAGCGACGCUGAUAUUCCGAAAAAUACGCCAGCCUUAUGCAAAGAUAUUGCUCGACAGCUGGUGGAAGAUAAUCCCGACAUACAGGUUAUACUUGGUGGUGGCCUUCUCUUUUCUUUCCUUUUCUUUUUUCUUUUUCUUUUUUCUUUUUCUUUUUCUUUUUUCUUUCUUUCCUUUUUCUUUCCUUUUUCUUUCUUUUCUUUUUUCUUUCUUUUCCUUUCUUUUCUUUUCCUUUUUCUUUCUUUUCUUUUUCCUUUUUCUUUCUUUUCUUUUUCCUUCUUUUUCUUUUCCUUUUUUCUUUCCUUUCUUUUCCUUUACUUUUUCUUUUUCCUUUUUCUUUCUUUUCUUUUUCCUUCUUUUUUCUUUUCUUUUUUUUUUCCUUUUUCUUUUUCCUUUCCUUUUCUUUCCUUUCCUUUUUCUUUUCUUUCUUUUUUUUUUUUUUCUUUUUUCCUUUUUCUUUUUUUCUUUUUUCUUUCUUUUUCUUUUUCCUUUUCUUUUUUUUUUCUUUCCUUUUCUUUUUCUUUUCUUUCCUUUUCUUUCCUUUUCUUUUUUCUUUUCUUUCCUUUUCUUUCUUUCCUUUUCUUUCCUUUUUUCUUUCUUUCCUUUUCUUCUUUAAACAUUUUAACAAUUUCUUCUAACCUUUUUAAGAUUUUCUUUCAUCUUUUCUUUCUUCUAUUCUUUUUAACUUUCUUUCUUUUUGUUUGUUUCUGUAAAUAUUUUAAGCCAUUCUUUCUGCUAGACUUUUUAACUUCUUUCUCAUUUAACUCUUUCUUCCUUCUAUUCACUUUAACUUUCUUUCUUCCUUUUAUUCUUUCUUUAAAGAUUCUACCACUCUCUUCUCUUCUUUUAUUUUUCUUGUUUUCUUUCUCAAUACAUUUUAACCCUUUCUUUCAUCCUUUUUUAAAUGUCUUUCCUUCUUUGUUUCUUUCUCUAAAUUUUAACGCUUUCUUUCUUUUAUCCUUUAUAAUUUCUUUCCGUCUUUCUUUAUACAUUUGA